This is a messenger RNA of Pocillopora damicornis (cauliflower coral), 794 nucleotides long. RefSeq lists its product as uncharacterized. The record is from RefSeq and is a predicted model, not a curated record. NCBI's taxonomy places the organism in Eukaryota, Metazoa, Cnidaria, Anthozoa, Scleractinia, Pocilloporidae.
UCUUGGCUCUCUGUUGCUAUAUAACGCUAGUUGGUAAGGUGACCCCUUGCGGGCGAUCUCCUGAUUAUCCUGGUUAGGUGGAAUGCAUUACUCUCGAGGAUUGCACGAAAGAUGUAACUGGACAUCUAUCGACUCUUGGACUGAGUGCAGAUGAAGGUUCUAGAACUGAAAUGAAGCUGAUAUUAGCCAGAGCCGGUGUUUUCUCAUUUGAGCAAAAACAUCUUACCCUGACUAUUUGCCCACGCCAUAGAGCAGACUUUGGCAUACGUUGGAGGACUAGGAAAACCCUUUGUGCAAUUCCCAAGGAUCUAGCGACACAUAAGUCCUCAAGUGCCAAAGGAAGCAACCGUGUGGAUAGCCGAAAAUCGAUGUACAUUUUUUGCAACACCAACACCUUAGUUCCAGUUGGGUCGCCAAUUUGUAGGCGAUGCGACGAGUUUAUCUGUGGGCAAGUUGCAGAUGAACAGACGCCGGCGGAGGGCACUGGAGCAAGUACUGUGUCUACCCCCAAAGAGCCUCGAGUGGUGCAUAUACCUGAACGGCAGACAAUGGUUCAUGAGAUGGAAACAGACCGCCCAAGAGAGGAAUCAAGUGUUGGCAGUGAGUCAUCUUCUGAUAGUCUAAAGACAGACUUGAUGUUUCAGGAAAUAUCAUCCCAGGGGUUGAAGGAUGACGAGACGUUUCUCGGUCCCGAUACUGCAAGCCUCGUCUCCUCAACGAGUGAAGAGAGCAUCACCUCAAAGCCAAAUUCCCGUGAAAAGUUGAACCAGUACCUGGUGUCCAAAAACAUUUAA